AGAAAACUUCUCUCAACUAUCAAAAUACUUUAUAUAACAACGAUAUGAUUUGUCUAAAGAUUACAUCAGCUCUCGCUGUCUUGACAGUGGCGUCAGUGUCGGCCAGUGGUGGUUACAACUACAAUAACUUCGGUGGUGCAGGAUCCAAUGCAUUCAAUGGCGGGUUAGGAGGAGGCUUCGGGGGCGGCUUUGGAAGCGGCUACAGUGGUGGAGCCCGCAUUCCUAUCCUCAGUUACCAAAACAUCAACGAUGGCAAUGGAAACUACAGAUACAGCUACGAGACGGGCAACGGUAUAAGUGCGCACGAGAGCGGGUCGCCGCGCGCGCCGGGCCCCGAGGGUCCAGCGGUGACGGCUGACGGCGGGUUCUCGUACCGCGCGCCCGACGGCCAGCAGAUCUCGCUCUCCUACACCGCCGAUGAGAACGGCUUCCACCCCACCGGCAGCCACCUGCCCACCCCGCCGCCCAUCCCCGACGCUAUCUUGAAAUCUCUGCAGUUCAACAGGCAGAACCCUUCUGACGACGGCUCUUACAACAGUGGACGCUACAAUAACAAUGGCGGCUACAGAUACUAG
Molecule: messenger RNA, 575 nt
Organism: Pectinophora gossypiella (pink bollworm)
Lineage: Eukaryota; Metazoa; Arthropoda; Insecta; Lepidoptera; Gelechiidae
Product: pupal cuticle protein 20-like
Exons: 4
Coding region: 45-575 (176 amino acids)
Cellular component (GO): chitin-based extracellular matrix
Molecular function (GO): structural constituent of chitin-based larval cuticle
Source: RefSeq, a predicted model, not a curated record